AGGAUGGCGCGCCCGGCCGGGUAUCACUCGUCCGCGAACGACCGACGGUCGUCGAAUACGCCGAAUAAUAUCCGCGUCGCCUCGAUAACAUAUUAUUAUACCAACGAUAUCGCAUUAAUUAUUAUACCAACCCAAGUAAUUUCUGUUACCACGCAAAUUGUAUAAUAUAUUUAUACCUACGACAUAUCGCAAUCGUCAUUUGUACGAUAUUAUAUUAUUAUAAAAAAAAAUUACAAGUCCGAAUGAUAUCGUGAGUGAUCCGCGACCGAACACCGACCGCCGACCACUGACGUCUCACCGCUCCCUGUGUAGCAGUGAUACGAUCCCGGAAUCCUUCGCACGACAUCCCGAUCCGCAACAGGUCGCGGCGGUUAUUAUGGAUCUCACAUACUUGGUCGUUGCCGUAUUCGGAAUGUGCGUCUUGCGGCCGUGCAGUUCGCUGCCUGCAGCCGCCGCCGCCGCCGCCGUCGCUGCUCCUACGCCUACCCCGUCGUCACCGCCGUCGCUGCAGGUCGCCGCCGCUGUACCGGCCAACCACAAUGACAAAAGGUCCAGGUCGCUGUUCCAGUCGCCGCCGCAGGCUCCACAUCAGUACCAUCUCCAAGCCGGCGGCGCGGUCGAUAUGUACGACGACGUGAUGGACGACUUGCCGUAUUACUUGCAACACCAACAGCAGCACCAGCACCAGCAACAGUUGUCGCUGCAGGAUCCGACGGACGAGGACGAGCUGAGGACCGUCGACGACAACAACGCCGUCGAUCAGGAUAUGCGGCUGUCGAGCCGGGCGCGACCCGCCAAGCCCGACUCGCCCGUGUACUUUAUCCGCUUGCCGCCGCAACCGUACAUGUACGUUCCUGGUUACGGUUACGUCAGCCAACCGACUAGGUUGGAACCGCCGCCGUUCACGCAGCGGCCGCACUCGCCGUUCCUGAACCUGCCGCUGAGCUACGUGUCCAACGCUAAGCCCGUGGGUGUCUACACGCUGCCGCAACAGCACCACAACCAGCAGCACAACCAGUACCAGCAGCAGCAGCAGCAUCAGCAGCAACAGCAUUUGUCGGGCAGGCCGCAGAAACCGAACAGACGUCCGCAACCGUCGACCACUCCGCCACCACCACCACCGCCCCCACCACAGCAACCAGAUUCGCCAAUCUACCAUCUGGACAAAGGCCCGUACGUGUUCAACGGCCGCCCGACAGACGUGUUCCUGUUGCAGAACGCGUACGACAAUUUGUACUCCGAAGUGCUACAAAACAUUUACCCUUAAACGACCUUCACGCGAUUUAUUAUAGAAAAUAGACACAAUAUUAUUGUAUAAUAUUUUGUAAUUUAUUAUUAUUUUUUAUUAUAAUUUAUAUUUAUCAUUAUUAUUAUUAUUAUUAUUAUUAUUAUUAUUAUUAUUAUUAUUAUUACUAUUAAUUAUUAUUAAUUAUCAAUCACGACGCCGACCGUCGUCGUGAUCGCCAAAAAAGACUAUCCGUUCGCGUGAUCUUACGAAUCAAAAACAUAAAAUAAAAUAAUAUAUUUAUUUAUCAUAUAAGAGAUGCGGACUCGACCGCUGAUGUAAAUAUACGUACUCGAAUGACAACGCGUAUUAUAUAUUUAUUAUUAUUUUCUUAAAUAUUAUGUAUUGUUAUUAUAUAUUUAUUCGAAUUUUUGUUUUUGUAAUU
Messenger RNA from Myzus persicae (green peach aphid), 1670 nucleotides. Its product is annotated as POU domain, class 6, transcription factor 2-like. The transcript is spliced from 2 exons. The record is from RefSeq and is a predicted model, not a curated record. The coding region runs from base 377 to 1267 and encodes 296 amino acids. Lineage: Eukaryota; Metazoa; Arthropoda; Insecta; Hemiptera; Aphididae.